AUAUAUAAAUAUCACGUUUUCAGUCAUAGACCGGGUGUGCAGCCUUGUAUCGCACUUUAAAUCAUUAAAUAUUUUGUUUGUCCAUCGAUUGGAAUCAAAUUUUUAGUGAAAAUUUUGCAUAAAUAUUCGUAUUUAGUCGACAAUAAAAGUGAAAAAUGUCACAAAUAUUCAACAGACUUAGCCAACUUGGUUUGGGAAUGGCUUUAGUUGGUGGUGUUGUCAACUCUGCAUUAUAUAAUGUGGAUGGUGGUCAUCGUGCAGUUAUUUUCGAUCGUUUUGCUGGUAUUAAGCAAGCUGUUGUCGGUGAGGGAACACAUUUCUUUAUUCCAUGGGUUCAACGACCAAUUGUGUUUGACAUUCGGUCGCAACCGCGAAAUGUGCCUUGCGUAACUGGUAGCAAAGAUUUACAAAACGUUAACAUCACAUUGCGUAUUUUGUUCCGCCCAAAACCCGAUCAAUUGCCAAAAAUUUACACCAUUUUGGGCAUUGACUAUGAUGAUCGUGUGUUGCCUUCAAUCACAACCGAAGUCUUGAAAGCCGUUGUCGCUCAAUUUGAUGCCAGUGAAAUGAUUACACAGCGUGAGAUGGUCUCACAAAAAGUGUCUGAAGAAUUGACAGAGCGUGCAGCCCAAUUCGGACUCAUCCUCGAUGACAUUUCCAUUACACAUUUGACCUUUGGCAAAGAAUUUACUCAAGCCGUUGAAAUGAAACAAGUUGCCCAGCAAGAUGCUGAAAAGGCACGUUUCCUCGUCGAAAAAGCGGAACAAAUGAAAAAAUCAGCCAUUAUCUCGGCUGAGGGAGAUGCAACCGCCGCUGAACUGUUGGCCAAAUCGUUCGCCGACUCUGGUGAUGGUUUAGUUGAAUUGCGUCGUAUUGAGGCCGCCGAAGAUAUUGCAUACCAAAUGUCAAGAUCACGACAAGUCGUUUACUUGCCUGGAAAUCAAAGCACUUUACUCAAUUUGCCAUCCAACUAAACAGUAAAACAAACAAACUAUAUCGAAUACAAAUUUAACCAGUUUAUAGAUUGAAUGGCAAUUAGAAGCAUUUAAAUCAGAGAAAAAUCAAUUGUAACGAAUAUUUUGUUGCAAAAACUAUUUUAAACAACGGAAUAGCCUAGACUUUCAUUACAAAUAAAUACGAAAUGGAUUAUUAGUUUAAAACUAAAAAAAA
Contarinia nasturtii (swede midge) is the source of this 1170-nucleotide messenger RNA. RefSeq names its product protein l(2)37Cc (gene Phb1). Lineage: Eukaryota; Metazoa; Arthropoda; Insecta; Diptera; Cecidomyiidae. Gene Ontology annotation, cellular component: membrane; mitochondrion. The transcript is spliced from 4 exons. The coding region runs from base 156 to 974 and encodes 272 amino acids. Gene Ontology annotation, biological process: mitochondrion organization. The record is from RefSeq and is a predicted model, not a curated record.